GCUAUCAGUUCCCAUCAUCCACUGCGGUUCCAACCGGGAAGGAGACGUGGCAGAGGAAAGUUGUCUCGAUUUUCCGAACAUUUCGGUGUUAAACUGCCACAAGAUGACGACUCUCAGGAAUCUCUGGCUCCUGGCCGUUCUAGCAGCUUGUUUAGACUCCAUAAGUGCGUAUUUCGUGAGCGUAGACGCGCACGCAGAGGAAUGUUUCUUCGACAAAGUGACGUCAGGUACCAAGAUGGGUCUGAUGUUCGAGGUUGCUGAGGGAGGGUUUCUGGACAUCGAUGUGAAGAUCACAGGCCCAGACAGCACAGUGAUCUACAGUGGUGAGAGGGAGUCCAACGGAAAGUACACGUUUGCUGCCCACAUGGACGGAGUGUACAAGUACUGUUUUAGCAACAAGAUGUCCACAAUGACGCCCAAGAUCGUCAUGUUCUCCAUGGACAUUGGUGAAGCACCCAAGGGACAAGACAUGGAGACAGAAGGUGAUAAUGACUGGACAGCACACCAAAACAAGCUGGAAGAGAUGAUCAAUGAGCUAGCCGUGGCCUUGACUGGAGUGAAGCAUGAGCAGGAGUACAUGGAGGUCAGGGAGAGGAUUCAUCGGGCCAUUAACGACAACACCAACUCCCGCGUGGUGCUGUGGUCCUUCUUCGAGGCGCUAGUACUCGUGGCCAUGACACUAGGACAGAUCUACUAUCUCAAACGCUUCUUCGAAGUCAGACGAGUUGUAUAAGAAGAUGCUGAGAAUAGGCCCAAUUUUUAUGCUGUAAAUUUUGAUUGAAGUACAAUGUGAUUCAACUAUAACAAAGCUGUUAGUUGAAUGUUAGUAUCAAACUGGGUACAAAAUAGUGCAGCUACUUGGUCUAAGUGAGAUAGAGUUAGGAAAUGCUGCUUGAGUAUAAAUAAAAUUCAUGCACUUAAAAGAAGAAGAAUCUAAGAGAUUUUUUGUUUCUUGCAAAAGCAGGAAUAUAGUUUUCAUUUUGAAAGUUUGUCAUUUGUAUAGGGAGCCCAGAUAGAAGGGAGACAUUUGUUUUCAGAUAUAGGCUUGUUGAUAUAGAUUUGCCACAGUUUUGUUGCAAAUCACAGGGAAGAAGUUAGGUGUCCAAAAUGACUCAAAUAAUAAGGCCAUUUGUUAGAGACAGUAUAUAUUGUUAGGUUAAAGACAAGUGCGUCCUGCUACAAUCAAUUCUUGUUAGAGAAGUUUGUCAAACUAGCAGCUAUGACAAAAGGUCCUAAAAUUACUUCCUCCAAAGAUUACUGGAUAUUUAUUUAUUCUUUUCAGUGAAAAGAACUUUUGAAGAAAAGUUGUCAUGAAGUUAUGUAGCAAAUUGGGGGAAUAAGCACUGUUUUGAACAGACAAGUGCCUUGCUUUGAUAAAGUUGGUCAUCUGGUAAUUCCUGAUCAUCUUUUUUUCCUUAUGGGCAUCUGAAAAUAAGUAUAGGUAACUGGUGAAUUCUUUUUAUGCAGCAGUAUACAGAAAAGAUACACUGAAGAUGUCCUUAAUUUGAUAAGGAUAACAAAAAAAGCAAACCAUAUCUCUAUGCUUUGAGCAUAGUAGGUUUCUGGCCAUACAGAAUACUAGUACUGUGAUGUAGCCUGACUUAUGUAGGAGUGACAUAUCUUUGGACAGUAGUUCACUGUGGCGGUUAUAAUGGUCUAGGUCGUGCCAUAUCAUGUAGUAUGUGUGAAAACACUGGUUACUUGAAAUCUAGAAAGAUUUUGGCAAUUAGGCAUCUCAAUUACUUCCUUGUUUAUAUGAUAUAAAAUGUAAACGCUCUAAAUGUAGCCAAAAUUGGAAGAUAGAAUUUUCUUGUCCAGUGUUAAACUGGAUUGUAGACCGAUGAUCUGGAUUUGAGGUGACCAGUGUUGUAAACAUGUGUUGUGGUGGUGGCAAUUUUCCAAGGUAUAAAGUGAUUUCAUUGGCAAUAAAAUUUUGGAACUUAAA
This is a messenger RNA of Branchiostoma floridae (Florida lancelet), 1945 nucleotides long. RefSeq names its product transmembrane emp24 domain-containing protein 2. Gene Ontology annotation, cellular component: Golgi apparatus; COPII-coated ER to Golgi transport vesicle; endoplasmic reticulum-Golgi intermediate compartment. The record is from RefSeq and is a predicted model, not a curated record. Gene Ontology annotation, biological process: Golgi organization; endoplasmic reticulum to Golgi vesicle-mediated transport; intracellular protein transport. The coding region runs from base 104 to 733 and encodes 209 amino acids. NCBI's taxonomy places the organism in Eukaryota, Metazoa, Chordata, Leptocardii, Amphioxiformes, Branchiostomatidae. The transcript is spliced from 5 exons.